UGGCUUUGGACUUGAUAGAGGACGAGCCGAGGGCCCAAAUUUAGGCUUCACUGUGGGCCGAGGAAGGGCAUCUGCAGUUGGGAGGGGUUCGUCAACCUCCUCAAUUGGUGCUGGUGCAUGUACUUUUUUAGGAAAUGAAAGUAUUCCUGGUAAACAAAGCGCUUCAGCCUCUAUGUUUCGGUAUCCAAUGGGUAAGUUGCUUGACAUGUAUAGAAAACAGAAGCCUGAUUCUUCCCUAGGUAGGAUACCGACUGAGAUGGAGGAAGUUGCCUCCAUUACUCAACUUAAUCCUCUUGCUUUUAUUGCACCUGAUGCCGACGAAGAGGCAAGCCUUAACGGCAUAUGGAAGGGAAGGAUCAUUAGUAGCGAGGUUUACACUCCAUCUGAGGAAGAAUCCUCAGGUGGUGAAAACAGCAUGGUAAAAUGCCGCAUACCUGACUCAGGUGAAACAAGAGCGGAUAGUUCUUUGGUAGGGUUUGUGAAUGGUGACGAUGUUUCCAUGCAAAAUAGUGAUUCUGGUACAUCUGUGAUAAGAACAACAAUUGUCAGUUUACCGUUGCCGUUGCAAUUUUCUCACAUUCCUUUGGUCUCGUUGUCAUUGGCUGCCUUGGCUUUCAGCUCCCCGGAAGCUUUCUUGACGCUAUCUUUUAUGGAUUGGAUGGUGAUGUUGAAGCCAAGCUUAAUGAGUUCAAGAGGCUGAGUGGAGUCAGGAGAAGCUUUCAUGAGACUGUUGACAGAAGUCUCUUUGUAAUCAGUUGGUGCGCAAACUGUUGCCUUGGUGGUUGCUUUAAUCUGCACAGUGGUGAUUUUGUCUGGAUUGCUGGUAUUUUGUGUUUUUAUGAUGGCGACAACGAUAACCAUGACAACGAGUAAGGCCGUGAGAAUCCCAGCAAUGAUGCUUUUCUUCUUUAUCAAUUCACCUUCCAGCCCCAUUUUUUUUGUUUGGUGGAUUCAAUUUCAAGAGAACGUAAAGAAAAGAAUUUAGUUGGAGGGGCUUCUAACUGUUGCUUAGAGCCCUGUUGUGACUCUGUUUUGGUUAGAAGGAAGGAGAAGAGAAGAGUGGAGUUAAUAAUAUAAUGCAGAUGCAAAGUGCUAUUAUUGGGGUAGAGCAUGAGGUUAUGAAUUAAGGGGUUUGUUUUUAUGAAUUAAUGGGUUUAAUUUGUUACCCAACCAUCUCAUGCUCAAUCCUCAUCUGUUGCCAGCGGGAUUGAAUUGGCCUGCAAACCAAAAGGGACUAAAGUGAUUCUUCCUUAA
Messenger RNA from Camelina sativa (false flax), 1254 nucleotides. NCBI's taxonomy places the organism in Eukaryota, Viridiplantae, Streptophyta, Magnoliopsida, Brassicales, Brassicaceae. The record is from RefSeq and is a predicted model, not a curated record.